Messenger RNA from Uranotaenia lowii, 936 nucleotides. RefSeq names its product anaphase-promoting complex subunit 11 (gene lmgA). Gene Ontology annotation, cellular component: nucleus; anaphase-promoting complex. Bases 197 to 427 code for a protein of 76 amino acids. The transcript is spliced from 3 exons. Lineage: Eukaryota; Metazoa; Arthropoda; Insecta; Diptera; Culicidae. Gene Ontology annotation, biological process: protein ubiquitination; positive regulation of mitotic metaphase/anaphase transition; anaphase-promoting complex-dependent catabolic process. The record is from RefSeq and is a predicted model, not a curated record. Gene Ontology annotation, molecular function: cullin family protein binding; zinc ion binding; ubiquitin protein ligase activity.
GUUCUGUCACAUUUUUCUUCGGUUUUCGGCUCCUAGGUUCGGACAGGAACGGGUAACGAUAUUUCCGGGAAGGUUUUACGAUGUGCCGUUAAAAGUGGUUUUUUCGUUUCGAUUUGUAAGAAAUAUAAGUUAGUUGUAAUAAUAACACAGAAAUUAUCAAUGGAUUGUUGAAGGUUGUUUAGUCUGCGAAGGUUGGAUGGGCGUAGCCGUUUGGAAAUGGCUGGCCAACGACGAUAACUGCGGCAUCUGUCGGAUGGCCUUCGAGGGUUGCUGUCCGGACUGUUCGCUACCCGGGGACGACUGUCCGCUCGUUUGGGGCGCCUGCUCCCACUGCUUCCACAUGCACUGCAUCGUAAAGUGGCUCAACUCCCAGGCCAACCAGCAGUGCCCGAUGUGCCGGCAGACCUGGAAGUUCAACGACAAGUAAUCGGGGGCCGUAGUGGAAGGUUUUUAUUAAUAUUCCUAGAUCAAUUUUCAACGGGACAAGUGAGAUUUUUGGAAGGCAUAAACAUACUUUGAACAAGAAUAGCUUAAGGGGCUCACGCGAGCAGUGAAAAGUUCCAUCGAAACAACAAGUGUUCAAAAGUAGAAAAUUGUCGGAAAUAGGCUAGUGCGUGAAUUAGCGGGAAGUGAAUUUAGGUGUGUAGGUUUUUUUAGAAGAAUGUAAUGGUGAUUUCAAGUUAGUGUUGGUUCUUAAAAAUCUACUGAAAAGGAGUGUUCAAUUUUACUAGCUAGCUCGAGCUGGAUUACACAAGGUUUCUCGCACUAUCGAUUUCGUAACCCAUUAUUCAACAAAACAGUGCUGAGCAUUACACUGACAACGAGAUUUUUACUACAACUAACGAUACUAGCUACGAUCUACAAUCAACGACAUCUUUAAGAGGUCAACUCGUGAUUUACCGACCUCUCGUCAAUUUCGAGCGCAUUUUUACUCAG